UCAGCCUUUCUCAGAAACCAGGGGAUGUCAGAGAGGGAGUACCAAGUACUGCAGCUCUCUGACAUACACAACAAUUAUGUGGCUCCAGUGAGUUAACCAGGUCGAAUGAAAGUUUUACUCCAAGCGGGACCACUGAAUCGUGUUUGGAUCGUAUUUUUUGAAAAUGUUUUGUUAUGAAUUUCGCUGGCUGUCUGGUUAGCUUCCGGGUUAGCGUAAAAUUUGGACCGUGGUCUAAUCGGCAUUGUUUGACUCGCAGCUCUGAUUAAAUCUACCACAAAGUAAAGUCGUCUGCAGGAUCAUUCUAGAUUGGAUAGAAAAGGAAAAUGGAGCCCGAAUUUGGAAGCACAAGUCCUGCUAAAUCAGUUUUUAAAAGCAGGCCUCAAACGAUCCCCGGAGUUUCUUCACUCAUUCUGCCUGAGCUGGGCACAAAGACCACGCACUGCAGGAAUCUGUUCUCCCCUGGACCCGCGGCUGUGUUGUCUCCGGUCACCAAUUUAGCUCUUGAUAUGAACAAUUUAGCUGGGCUCGGAAGUCAAAGUGAUACCCCGAAAAGAAGAAAGCCUUCUCUCCUUGAGAAGGUUCCCUCCUUUGCCUCUGAUGUCUCAUCUGAUUCUGGUCUUGGUAUGGGCCCCCUCAGCCCUGUGGAUGGUGAAAUAGAGGACACAUUUGAAAAGGCCAUUCAGCAGUCAAGCUGUGUUUUCAACAAGAAGAUGCCAAUCCGAAGAAUCAACUCGCUGCCACUCCAGCUUUUAGGUUUCAGUCCAUGUCUGAAAGGACAGGAGACAGAUUCUAACCGCUACGGAGUCUUUGGCCAGCAGCCCCCCCAAAUAUAUGCUCCCUCCAGCUCUCAGCAUGAAGACAAGGAGAACGUGCCAGAGGAGGGCUUUGAAUUCAAAAAGCCAUCCAAGCCUGUGUCACGUUGUCGCAUGCGCUCGUUUACCAGCGCACACUCAAAGGAGGCCUUUGCUCAGCGUCCCAACUCGGCGCCAGCUCUCAUGCUCUCUUCGCCGCCUCCGGUCCAGCAGAUGGACCUCUACGACUCCAGCCCCACGUUUCUGAGACGCUCCUCCCUCACCUCUCUGAACGACGACGAUGAAGAUGGCUUCUUGGAAAUACUUGACGACAACAUGGAGAAUAACUCUGGGAUGCCGAUGGGAAUGGCGAGCUUGCUCACUGCUCCACUGAUGUCGGACAACACAGGAGAAGACUCUCCUGUUGUUCGCUGCCGACCACGAAACCUGUUUCGCUCGCCCUCCAUGCCCUGUCCGGUGUCUCGCCCAUCCGUAAAGCGUCCCGACUGCUCCAGGGAUGAAAGCACACCCGUCAGGGUGAAGAGGCGACGCAGCCUGGCAGGAACACAGGUCACCACCCCGGAAAAGAACGCUGAAUCCCCGAGAACGGCUUGCUUGCUGCUGCAAAGGUCCAAGUCCUUCUGUCAGACGGAUAUCGAGAAGCUGCUGGACAGGGAGGAUGCUUCUCGUGAGCUAAUAGGAGAUUUGUCCGAGCCUUUCAUCUUACCAACAGUGGAAGGAAAACAUCAAGACCUCAAGUACAUUACCUCAGAGAUGAUGGUGGCAGCUCUUAGUGGCAAGUUUGAUCUAGUUGAGCAAGUCAUCGUCAUCGACUGCCGCUACCCCUACGAGUUCGAAGGCGGACACAUCAAGGGAGCUCUGAACCUGCACCAUGAAGACCAGGUGGAGGAUUACCUCCUCAAGACCCCCAUCGUCCCAUCUGGUUCGAAGAAACGGGUCAUCAUCAUCUUCCACUGCGAGUUUUCGUCGGAGCGCGGCCCUCGGAUGUGCCGCUUCGUUCGAAAGCGAGACCGCGCCAUGAAUGAGUAUCCCAAGCUCCAUUACCCCGAGCUCUACAUCCUGAAGGGCGGUUACAAAGACUUCUUCCCUCAUUUCCAGUCCCAGUGCGAACCCCAGUCCUACCGACCCAUGCACCACCAAGACUUCAGGGAGGAUCUGCGGAAAUUUCGCCUCAAAAGUCGCACUUGGGCCGGGGAGCGCAGCAAGAGAGACAUGUACAGCCGUCUGAAGAACCUGUGAGCCGCCUCCUCUUCCUCAUGAACAGACUCUCCACACCCUCCUCACCGAGCCCAAGACCUCACCCCUCCACUGAGGAAACACCUUUAGGUGUCACACCAGCAGAAAAGGGCAUUUAUUUGUUUUGGUUUUUAAUUAAGUUCCCAAAUUUUCAGAUAACUUUUGCAAAGAGAAGUUUUUGGCAGGCUUUGUAAAGGCAGUUUUUUUUUUUUUUGUUUUUUUUUAACCUCUUGGACCUACUUGCUGUUUAAUUUCUUUUUUUUGUCAGCACACACAGGGCUACAGAUUGCAAUAAUACAACUAACUUAUCUGCAGAGUCUGUUUUUCCAGUUCUUUGUCAUGUCUGAUCUCUAUUUAAGCACUUAAUUCCUUGAAAUGGUGAGGUGCUUUUUUUAUAUACCUUUUUUAUUAAUGGGUUGACCUUUUAAUUUGACAUUAAUGUUAUUCUUGCAUACCUUUCCUAAAAAUUGCUAAUUGGAUAAUUUAAUGAUCAGUGCAGAGAUUUUCUUCCUGAUCAUUUGAUGAUUUUUCCGUCAAACCAAAGCAAACUCAACUACCUGUUAACUUUGCAGUGAGAUUUUCUGAUGCUGCAGGUCAGCGAGUUUGAGAAGAUUAGGUUUUUUUUUUUUUUCUUUUAAUCUGAAAAGAGAGUCUUCUGUUUUGCUUCGGCUCCUUGAUUUUACAGAGAUAAGAUGUCUAAUGAUGUCUGUUUAUAAUGAGUAGGGUGGCUUUAAUAUUUUGGUGCAGGCUGGUGGGGAAGCUGCUGAAAUAAAGAUCCAAUGUGCGUUCCAGUG
Messenger RNA from Melanotaenia boesemani (Boeseman's rainbowfish), 2842 nucleotides. It is a transcript of the gene cdc25b, whose product is annotated as cell division cycle 25B. The record is from RefSeq and is a predicted model, not a curated record. The coding region runs from base 324 to 2051 and encodes 575 amino acids. Gene Ontology annotation, cellular component: cytoplasm; nucleus. Gene Ontology annotation, molecular function: protein tyrosine phosphatase activity. Lineage: Eukaryota; Metazoa; Chordata; Actinopteri; Atheriniformes; Melanotaeniidae. The transcript has 15 exons. Gene Ontology annotation, biological process: positive regulation of G2/MI transition of meiotic cell cycle; positive regulation of G2/M transition of mitotic cell cycle; protein dephosphorylation.